Molecule: messenger RNA, 1390 nt
Organism: Cercocebus atys (sooty mangabey)
Lineage: Eukaryota; Metazoa; Chordata; Mammalia; Primates; Cercopithecidae
Gene: DDX39B
Product: DEAD (Asp-Glu-Ala-Asp) box polypeptide 39B
Exons: 9
Coding region: 93-1373 (426 amino acids)
Biological process (GO): mRNA export from nucleus; mRNA splicing, via spliceosome
Molecular function (GO): ATP binding; RNA binding; RNA helicase activity
Source: RefSeq, a predicted model, not a curated record
UCCUCAAUCCCCUACUCUUCACCCCUUGUUUUCACCUGUUUUGCGAGAACCCAUCCAGAUCCCCCUUCCCGUCUUCCCCUGCCGGCCCAGUUAUGGCAGAGAACGAUGUGGACAAUGAGCUCUUGGACUAUGAAGAUGAUGAGGUGGAGACAGCAGCUGGGGGAGAUGGGGCUGAGGCCCCUGCCAAGAAGGAUGUCAAGGGCUCCUAUGUCUCCAUCCACAGCUCUGGCUUUCGUGACUUCCUGCUCAAGCCAGAGUUGCUCCGGGCCAUUGUCGACUGUGGCUUUGAGCAUCCGUCAGAAGUCCAGCAUGAGUGCAUCCCUCAGGCCAUUCUGGGAUUUUUUUUUUUGUGCCAGGCCAAGUCGGGCAUGGGAAAGACAGCAGUGUUUGUGUUGGCCACACUGCAACAGCUGGAGCCAGUUACUGGGCAGGUGUCUGUGCUGGUGAUGUGUCACACUCGGGAGUUGGCUUUUCAGAUCUUUUUUUUUUUUGAGCGCUUCUCUAAAUACAUGCCCAAUGUCAAGGUUGCUGUUUUUUUUGGUGGUCUGUCUAUCAAGAAGGAUGAAGAGGUGCUGAAGAAGAACUGCCCGCAUAUCGUCGUGGGGACUCCAGGCCGUAUCCUAGCCCUGGCUCGAAAUAAGAGCCUUUUUUUUUUUUACAUUAAACACUUUAUUUUGGAUGAAUGUGAUAAGAUGCUUGAACAGCUCGACAUGCGUCGGGAUGUCCAGGAAAUUUUUCGCAUGACCCCCCACGAGAAGCAGGUCAUGAUGUUCAGUGCUACCUUGAGCAAAGAUUUUUUUUUUUUCUGCCGCAAGUUCAUGCAAGAUCCAAUGGAGAUCUUCGUGGAUGAUUUUUUUUUUUUGACGCUGCAUGGGUUGCAGCAGUACUACGUGAAACUGAAGGACAACGUUUUUUUUUUUAAGCUCUUUGACCUUCUGGAUGUCCUUGAGUUCAACCAGGUGGUGAUCUUUGUGAAGUCUGUGCAGCGGUGCAUUGCCUUGGCCCAGCUACUGGUGGAGCAGAACUUUCCAGCCAUUGCCAUCCACCGUGGGAUGCCCCAGGAGGAGAGGCUUUCUCGGUAUCAGCAGUUUAAAGAUUUUCAACGACGAAUUCUUGUGGCUACCAACCUAUUUGGCCGAGGCAUGGACAUCGAGCGGGUGAACAUUGCUUUUAUUUUUUUUUUUCCUGAGGAUUCUGACACCUACCUACAUCGGGUGGCCAGAGCAGGCCGGUUUGGCACCAAGGGCUUGGCUAUCACAUUUGUGUCCGAUGAGAAUGAUGCCAAGAUCCUCAAUGAUGUGCAGGAUCGCUUUGAGGUCAAUAUUAGUGAGCUGCCUGAUGAGAUAGACAUCUCCUCCUACAGUGAGUACUGAUCUCAUGAAACCCUUUA